UAUAUAUUUGGAGUUUCUCUUUUGUCAUUGUCGGGUUUUUGGAACAAAAAGACUCGAAAGUCGCAGUCCAAAGAUAAAAAAGGGCAGAAAACACAGUAGCUUAACAGCUUUGAGAAACAACCCUGAAAAGGAGAAAUGGGUCAUGACCAAGAAGAGGAUACACCACCAACAACCCCAAUGACCGUCGCCAGCAGCGUCAUCAAAGACCAAGAAGAACAGGCUUGGAACCACCGGAAACGAACCCUUGUAGCGGAGCUUUCAGAGAAGCUGAUUACUGGAGACCUUCAGGCCAAGAUUGAAGCUGCCAGAGAUAUAAGAAAAGUUGUUAGGAGAUCAUGUGGUAAGACACGUUUGAAGUUUGCUGCUGCUGGUGUUAUUCCGCCUCUUGUUUCAAUGCUCCGUUGUCCUAAUCUCGAUGCACGUCAAACUUCUCUGCUUGCUCUCCUCAAUCUUUCUGUUAGAAAUGAAAGAAACAAGGUCAAUAUCGUGACAGCAGGGGCUGUACCUCCUCUCGUAGAGCUUCUCAAAUUGCAAAACAAUGGUUUGAGGGAAUUAGCCACGGCGGCGAUAUUAACGCUCUCAGCCGCUGCACCAAACAAGUCCGCAAUUGCAUCCUCCGGAGCUGCACCCUUUCUGGUUCAAAUCCUUAGCUCCGGAAGUGUUCAAGGAAAAGUCGAUGCCGUCACUGCAUUACACAACCUGUCGACCUGCAAAGAGAAUUCGGUUCCAAUUCUUGAUGCUAAAGCAGUUUCCCCACUUAUCAACCUCCUUAAAGAAUGCAAGAAAUACUCCAAGUUUGCUGAAAAAGCUACAGCCCUGCUCGAAAUCCUUUCUAAAUCCAAAGAAGGACGAGUUGCGAUCACUGAUACGGAUGGUGGGAUUUUAACCUUGGUGGAGACUGUUGAAGAUGGCUCUCUCCUCAGCACACAACAUGCCGUUGGAGCUUUGCUUUCUCUGUGCGAAAGCUGCCGAGCAAAGUACAGGGAACACAUUCUUAAUGAAGGUGCAAUUCCAGGGCUUCUUCGACUGACAGUAGAAGGCACUGACAUAGCUCGAGAAAGAGCCCGCAUUCUGUUGGAUUUACUCAGAGAUACUCCUCAAGAAAAGAAAUUGGCUCCCUCAGUUCUGGAGAAAAUCGUGUAUGAUAUUGCCAUUCAUGUAAACAGAACCGAUAAAGUUGCCGACACCGCCAAGAGAUUACUAGAAGACAUGGUUCAAAGAAGCAUGGAAGUCAACAUGAAUAGCGGUCAACACAGGCACGCAUCUCGUACACCUGCCCAAGUGCCAUCUGCAUGAACCAUUUCUGUCCAUUCUAUACCGGUCAAUAGAGUAAAAUGUGAUGGAUUAGGUUUCAUUAGGCUUUGUUGUACAUCUUGACCAUUGUGUAUUGAUAAAAUCCCCCACUUUUAUCAUACAUGUAUAUUUCCACC
This is a messenger RNA of Hibiscus syriacus, 1430 nucleotides long. RefSeq names its product U-box domain-containing protein 3-like. The coding region runs from base 136 to 1296 and encodes 386 amino acids. Gene Ontology annotation, cellular component: nucleus; cytoplasm. The transcript is spliced from 2 exons. Gene Ontology annotation, molecular function: protein binding. The record is from RefSeq and is a predicted model, not a curated record. Lineage: Eukaryota; Viridiplantae; Streptophyta; Magnoliopsida; Malvales; Malvaceae.